GAGCCGCGCCGCGCCCCGCCCACCCCGCCCCGCGGAGGACGAGCCCGGGCGAGGCGGGGCCGGGAGGAAAAGGCGCCAGCGGAGAGUGGCGUCCGCUGCCAACGCCGGAGAGAGAAGGGGAACCCCCUGAGCCGCAGCCCACCCGCGUGGAGGCGCCCCUUCCCUUAGGCCACCUCUCGACCGCCCCCUGCAGCGGGCCAAGGCCGGCGCCCCGCCCGGAGAUGGGCAGACGCGUGGAUGGCGUGGCUCCCAGCGCUGCCAGAUCGCAGGAGCCCGGCGCCGGGGCGCUGCGCUGAGGAUCCCGCUCCGCGCUGCCUAGGAAGCCUGCAGGUGUCCUUGGCCGCUCGGCCACCGCCCGGGAGACUCCUUCGCCAGUACCCAGAGCCCUGCUCCCGGGAGCUGCCCCGCCCCCCAAGCUUGGCGCCGCGCAGGACGCCCCGUCUGAGGCCCCCCCGCCCCAGUACGGCCCCCGCAGCGCAGCGCCCAGCCCAGCGCAGCUCCUCGCCGCUGCCGCGCCGCGGACGCAGGACCGGAGGCUCUCUCCUGCGGGCGCGCUUGUUUUCCUUCUGCCGCCUCGCCCUGCGCAGCACCCGCCCGCCAGAACGCCGCGCUCCGCUCGGCCCCGCCCGCCAUCCGUGCCCUGCGCUGGAUUUAUGAAUGGGGGGAAGAGGCCACAUGCCGCCGCCGCCGCCUCGUGUUGACCGCACGCAGCCCGGGCCCGCGGAGCUCCGGCUGCCGUGAGAGCGUCGGCCCGGCCCCGGCAGCCGCUCGGAGGACUUGUUGCUGCUGCGCUGCCGCCGCCGCCGCGGGGAAGCCGGCCGCUCCCGGGGCUCGGCGCGGACUGGGAGCCGGAGGGUGGCCAGUGUGAGUGUGAGCGCGUGCGCGCCCUGGAUCCUCGCAGUGCGCCUGGACUGUGCGCUUCCCUGUCUUUAGGGAGGUGAAGGGGGGGUGUGUCCCGGGCCUCGAGCGUCUGAGUGUCCAGUCCUAGCGGGGAAGCGCGUGGGUGCUUGCCCCUGCCUCCCUGGGCGCCUCGCUUGGGUCCUCGGCUCUGCUUUCCCCCUCCUGCCUGUCUCCCUAAACCCCAACCACCUGUGCACCCGAGAAAUCCAACUCCUCCCGCUCGGCGCCCCGAGGGGGAGGCAGGGGCAGGGCCAAGCCGCAGAGGGGGCCGCAGCCGCCUCCUGCCUCCUUGUCGUCUCCUCCCCCUCCCCCGUCUGACGCUGCCUCCUCGGGAAGGGUGUUUGGAGGGCAGCGGCCGCCCCAAGCCGAAGCCCCGCAGCGCUUCUUAUGAUCAGCUCGGUGUGUGUCUCCUCCUACCGCGGGCGCAAGUCGGGGAACAAGCCUCCGUCCAAAACAUGUCUGAAGGAGGAGAUGGCCAAGGGCGAGGCGUCGGAGAAGAUCAUCAUCAACGUGGGCGGCACGCGACAUGAGACCUACCGCAGCACCCUGAGAACGCUACCGGGCACCCGCCUCGCCUGGCUGGCGGAUCCCGACGGCGGGGGCCGGCCCGAGUCCGAUGGCGGCGGUGCAGGCAGCAGCGGCAGCAACAGCGGCGGGGGCUGCGAGUUCUUCUUCGACCGGCACCCGGGCGUCUUUGCUUACGUGCUCAACUACUACCGCACCGGCAAGCUGCACUGCCCGGCCGACGUGUGCGGGCCUCUCUUCGAAGAGGAGCUCACCUUCUGGGGCAUCGACGAGACUGACGUGGAGCCCUGCUGCUGGAUGACCUACCGGCAGCACCGUGACGCCGAGGAGGCGCUCGACAUCUUCGAGAGCCCUGACGGAGGUGGCGGGGGCCCGGGGCCCGGCGACGAGGCCGGCGACGAUGAGCGGGAUCUGGCCCUGCAGCGCCUGGGGCCCCACGAGGGAGGCGCGGGCCCCGGCGCUGGGUCCGGGAGCUGCCGAGGCUGGCAACCCCGCAUGUGGGCGCUCUUCGAGGAUCCUUACUCCUCCCGGGCUGCCAGGGUGGUGGCCUUUGCCUCUCUCUUCUUCAUCCUGGUCUCCAUCACCACAUUCUGCCUGGAGACCCACGAGGCCUUCAACAUCGACCGCAACGUGACGGAGAUCCACCGAGUGGGGAAUACCACCAGCGUGCGCUUCCGGCGGGAGGUGGAGACGGAGCCCAUUCUGACCUACAUCGAGGGCGUGUGUGUGCUGUGGUUCACGCUGGAGUUCCUAGUGCGCAUCGUGUGCUGCCCCGACACGCUGGACUUCGUCAAGAACCUGCUCAACAUCAUUGACUUUGUGGCCAUUCUGCCCUUCUACCUGGAGGUGGGGCUGAGCGGCCUGUCGUCCAAGGCGGCGCGCGAUGUGCUGGGCUUCCUGCGCGUCGUGCGCUUUGUGCGCAUCCUGCGCAUCUUCAAGCUAACGCGCCAUUUCGUGGGGCUGCGGGUGCUGGGCCACACCCUGCGCGCCAGCACCAAUGAGUUCCUGCUGCUUAUCAUCUUCCUGGCCCUGGGCGUGCUCAUCUUUGCCACCAUGAUCUACUAUGCUGAGCGCAUUGGCGCCAGGCCUUCCGACCCUCGGGGCAAUGACCACACGGACUUCAAGAACAUCCCCAUCGGCUUUUGGUGGGCCGUGGUCACCAUGACGACGCUGGGCUACGGGGACAUGUGCCCCAAGACGUGGUCCGGCAUGCUGGUGGGGGCGCUGUGUGCACUGGCGGGCGUGCUCACCAUUGCCAUGCCUGUGCCUGUCAUUGUCAACAACUUCGGCAUGUACUACUCCCUGGCCAUGGCCAAGCAGAAGCUGCCCAAGAAACGGAAGAAGCACGUGCCUCGGCCACCCCAGCUGGAGUCUCCCAUUUACUGCAAGUCGCAGGAGACCUCACCCAGGGACAGCACCUACAGUGAUGCCAGCCCCCCGACCCCAGAAGAGGGCGUGGUUGAGAGGAAACGGGCAGACUCCAAGCAGAACGGCGAUGCCAACGCGGUGCUGUCAGAUGAGGAGGGAGCCGGCCUCACCCAGCCCCUGGCCUCUGCCCCCACCCCCGAGGAGCGCCGGGCCCUGCGACGCUCUGGCACCCGAGACAGAAACAAGAAGGCAGCUGCCUGCUUCCUGCUCAGCGCUGGGGACUAUGCCUGUGCCGAUGGUAGUGUCCGGAAAGAAGGCAAUGUUGAGCCGAAAGUGUGCGUCCCAGUGUCUCACACCUGUGCUCUUUAAACACAGAGACCUGCCAAGACGCCCUCUCGUCCAACUAUGCCCAGGCUGAAGUCCUCACCCUCUCUUAAAGCGGCACCAACGUGAGAGAGAGACAGACAGACAGACAGAAAGCCAGAGGCUUAGGGCAACUCUGGAAGCCAGGCAAGAAUCUUUCGCUGGGAAAGACUCAGAUAUCCUUGUUUGCACAGGACUGAUGGAAAACCUCCCAUGUGACCCCUGGGGCCCAGAGCCAUCGGGUCUGAUGUUCUGUUCUGUUGUACAUUGACGAGAUAUAUAUGCACAUAUAGUAUCUAUAUUCAUACAUACUAUACUCUUGUGUGUCGUGCACGUGCUCUUGGUGGUCUGUCUUUGUUAGGCUUUGUCUCCCCAAGCCCUGGCCCCACCCCGUGCCUCCUUCCUCCCCCUUCACUGAUUCCUUGUUUCUGCUGAAUGUGUGUGUGGAAUGUCCCAGGAAAAGUGCACCUGGUACUGCCGGUCCAGCCGGGUGGUCCCAGGCUAGCCUCUCCCUCUUGGGAGCGUUUCCCCGGUGGUCUGGUAGCCUAGGGGAGGCCAGAUCGCCACCCCCUACCCAGGGUCACUGCUCCACUAGCCCCGCCCCACCCCAGAUUGGGGCUCUACCUCCCACCCCAUGCCCCAGUUGUUGGGGGACUUCCUGGGGCUCUUCUGCAGCUGCUUCUACUCCUUCCUCCACCUUCCCCGUGUCCUUGACUGAGUGGGGGGUUGUCUUUUUUUUAUUUCCCUGGUUUUCUGUUCUGUCUCCUUCGUCCGUUUGUUUCCAAGGAUGCUGUUGGGCGGAUGGGCAGGGAAGGGGUCUGUCUGCCCAUCUGGCUCAGGGGUCUGAGAAGGGGAAGCCGUGGGUGAGCGGAGACCAGUUGCAAUACUGUACUUCCUGGCCGGUGGCCAGAGGAUGCGUGCAAUAGCAGAGGCCAGGUGCCCCCUUCGACCUUGGCCUCUGCCCCUGCCUCGGCCCUCCCUCCCCACUCCCGGCCCACCCUGCCCCUCCCUGGUGUUGGUUGUCCUUUUCUAGAGCCGUCCCCUUGUGUGUCUGAGGCAUGCCUAGGCUGGGCCCUGCAGCCCUGUCCUCAUGCCUUCAACUGUCAUGCUGUGCUCAAGCCCCAAUAAAGACAUCUGGAGCGUCCUGCUGUGCCCGCUGUGUGAAUGACUGCCUUCGCCUCUCCUUUCUGGGUCUGUGGGGACCUCCCCAGGCUUCCCCCGACACCGAAGAAAUGCAACACAUUCCUCUCUUAACCCUGCCCCCACCAAUGCAGACCAGCCCCUGCGCUUAGAGCCAGACACAAAUGCUUGGAGGGGAAAAGUGCUCUGCCCAAGCUCACGCCAAGAGGACUGACCUGGCCCCUGGGCUCCCAGGCAGCCCUCUGGUCUCCACUGCUGCCGCCGGCCCCCGCCCUAACGGACAUGAAAGGAGAGAUUCGUUCAUGUAGGGAGUUCCGCGGUGUUCCUGUUGUUUUGCAGGGAGCCUCCCCUCCUCCCUGAAGUUGCACCAGUUCUAUGUGGGCUGAGGCCCUGGGGCUGCCGGAAUCUUUGUGAUGAGCGGACGGCUGACAAACUGAGGCUGAUGGGGGACUGGUGGCACAGCUAGGACCACUCAGGGACGG
This is a messenger RNA of Camelus dromedarius (Arabian camel), 4778 nucleotides long. It is a transcript of the gene KCNC4, whose product is annotated as potassium voltage-gated channel subfamily C member 4. Gene Ontology annotation, cellular component: voltage-gated potassium channel complex; dendrite membrane; presynaptic membrane. Bases 1288 to 3162 code for a protein of 624 amino acids. Gene Ontology annotation, biological process: protein homooligomerization; potassium ion transmembrane transport. The record is from RefSeq and is a predicted model, not a curated record. Gene Ontology annotation, molecular function: delayed rectifier potassium channel activity; protein binding. NCBI's taxonomy places the organism in Eukaryota, Metazoa, Chordata, Mammalia, Artiodactyla, Camelidae. The transcript has 4 exons.